This is a messenger RNA of Vigna angularis (adzuki bean), 466 nucleotides long. RefSeq lists its product as uncharacterized. Lineage: Eukaryota; Viridiplantae; Streptophyta; Magnoliopsida; Fabales; Fabaceae. The transcript is spliced from 3 exons. The record is from RefSeq and is a predicted model, not a curated record. The coding region runs from base 125 to 466 and encodes 113 amino acids.
CGGGUAGAGAAGAAAUUAAUAUUACACUCAUUCAGCUGUGGAUGAUGUAAGUUUAUGAAAACUUUUUUAUACAAUUCUAUUUUAUCAACUUACUUAUAUCAUAUUAUUUCUUCAUUUUAGGUAUAUGUUUGAUGUUAGUAACAAGAAGGGGUUCAACGAUGUAUAUGGGUUCAUUGACCCCUCUAUGACUCAUGAAAGAAAUAAAUUUGAUGAUAUCCAAACAUACAUCACCACCUGCUUUGGAAUGGGGAAGGAGAUAUAUUUUCUCCCUUAUAUACAUGGGUGUCAUUGGCAGCUACUUGUGAUCUCCAUACCGGAGAACACUGCUGUCUGGUUUUGUUCAUUGCAGAAGUCUCCUCCCAGCCCUCUUAGACAUGUAGUAGAUUGUUCCCUUGCAACACAUAUGAUGUUAUCUGGGAGAUCUACUGCUACAGCUAAAAAGCUUGCAUGGGUUCCAUUCAAUUGA